GGAAGCUGAAGAGCUCCCAGGAGGCCCAACAGAGGCAAGCAACCCUCGUGAGGAAGCUGCAGGCCAAGGUAUUGCAAUACCGGAGCUGGUGCCAAGAACUGGAGAAGCAUCUAGAAGCCACUGGAGUGAGUGAGAUUGAGUUCCAUGCUCCCCUGAGUCAGGCUUCAUAUGCUGCCUGCAUGAGACUGGAAUGUGAUAUGGGGCUUUUGGUUGAAGCCUUUUCUAUCUUCCACCCCUGAGAUCCCUGUUCUUCCUUGGGCCUAGCUAUGCUGGCCUGAGAGAUUCCAGUCCCUUGGUUCUCUAGGAACUAAUGCAGCUUCAGGGCACUUAGCAGAAUGGAAGCAUGCAAUUAAUGGAAGAAAUGCACCUUUCCUCCACCAGGUGUCAGUGUUUAUCUGUCAUAGAGAGAUUUGUGUCUCUGUGGGCCUACAAAGCAUGUCUGCAGCAGAGAGAUGAUUGGGUAGGACAGGCCUUGAAAGACCUAUGUGCCUUUGUUCUAGCUCCCUCAGCCAUCUUCUCACAUUCCCCUCAGAAUGUUCUCUUAGAAGGAGGAUAUCAAAAUGUAUUGAACACCUAUUCAGGCCAGGCACUAUUAGGCAAAUGUGUAUAAUUAUGUUACUUAGUCUGCAAAACAACUUUCUGAAGACUAUGAUAGCACCUUCAUUUUGAAACUGAAGACACUGAGGCACCAAGAUAUUUUGUUUUGCCAAUAGGAGAAGGGGACCAGGAACUAGAGAAAAGGGACCGGUCCCUCGGCAGUGGGAAAUGGAGGAGCCAAACCUGGAACAGCUGCUAAUCCGAUUGGAGGAGGAGCAACAGAGGUGUGAGAGUCUAGCAGAGGUGAACACUGAGCUUCGGCUGCACAUGGAAAGAGCUGAUGUGGUGAAUAAAGCCCUUCGGGAAGAUGUGGAAAAAUUGACAGUGGACUGGAGUCGGGCCCGGGAUGAGCUAAUGAGGAAGGAGAGCCAAUGGCAGAUGGAGCAGGAGUUCUUCAAGGGUUAUCUGAAAGGAGAACAUGGUCGCCUUCUCAGUCUGUGGCGGGAGGUGGUGACCUUCCGACGCCACUUCCUGGAAAUGAAGUCAGCUACUGACAGAGAUCUGACAGAGCUAAAGGCUGAAUAUGCAAGGCUUUCAGGGUCCCUGCUGACCUGUUGCCUGCGCUUGACUGUGGGAACACAUUCUCGGGAAUCCACUGGAUCUGGGAAAAUGGAUGAGAGUGAGCCAGCUCAACUGCUAAUGCUACUAGCCAAGACCCAGGCACUGGAGAAGGAAGCCCAUGAGAGGAGCCAGGAGUUAUUACAGCUGAAAAGUCAAGGAGAUCUGGAGAAGGCUGAGCUUCAGGAUCGGGUAACUGAGCUCUCUGCUCUCCUGACCCAGUCUCAGAAGCAAAAUGAAGAUUAUGAAAAGAUGGUAAAGACUCUGAGAGAGACAGUGGAGAACCUGGAGACAAGUCAUGCAGAGUUAAUGGAACAUGAGACAUCUCUUAGUAGGAAUGCCCAAGAAGAAAAGUUGUCUUUGCAGCAUGUGAUCAAGCAUAUAACCCAGGCUUUGGUGGAUGAAACGGACAGUAUGGCCCAAGGCUGUGGUCAUGAGAGCCCUUUGGAAUUGGACUCUCGUGACUUCUCCUCCCAGGACCCUGACAAGGCUCUUACUCUGGUGUGUUCGGUACUUACUCAGAGACGCCAGGCUGUGCAGGACCUAAGGCAGCAGCUUUCAGGCUGCCAGAAGACUAUGAGCUUCUUGCAGCAGCAGCACGAUCAGUGGGAAGAAGAGGGCAAAGCCCUGAAAGAGCGGCUGCAGAAACUCACUGGGGAACGGGAUGCUCUGGCAGGGCAGACUGUGGGUCUCCAGGGAGAGGUGGACUCUCUCAGCAAGGAGCGAGAACUCCUGCAGAAGGCAAGGGAAGAGCUGCAGCAGCAACUGGAAGUGCUGGAGCAAGAGGCAUGGCGACUACGAAGGGCAAACAUGGACCUGCAGCUACAAGGGGACACUGCCCAGGGGGAAAAGGAGGAACAGCAGGAAGAGCUGCUCCUGGCUGUCAGAGAGAGAGAACGUCUUCAGGAGACACUGCUGGGCCUGGAAGCCAAGCAGUCAGAAUCACUCAGUGAACUCAUCACUCUUCGGGAAGCACUGGAAUCAAGUCGCCUGGAAGGGGAGUUACUUAGGCAAGAGAAAGUGGAAGUGACUGCAGCACUGGCCAGGGCAGAACAGUCUAUUGCAGAGCUGUCAAGUUCUGAGAACAGCCUGAAAGCAGAGGUAGCUGAUCUUCGGGCUGCAGCUGCCAAGCUCAGUGCUUUAAAUGAGGUUUUGGCCUUAGAUAAAGUUGGGCUGAACCGGCAGCUUCUCCAGUUGGAGCAAGACAACCAAUCUGUGUGCAGUAGAAUGGAGACAGCAGAGCAGGCAAGAAGUGCCUUGCAGGUGGACCUGGCAGAGGCAGAGAGGAGCAGGGAAACCCUAUGGGAAAAGAAAACUCAUCUGGAGACCCAGCUGCAGCAAGUGGAGGAGGCUGGGACUGAGCUGCAGGCAGAGCUCAGAGGCAUCCAAGAAGAAAAGGAAGAACUUAAAAAGAAAUUAAGAGAGGCACAUCACCAAAAGGAGGCAGCAACAGCUCAGCUGGAGCAGCUGCAUCAGGAGGCAAAGCGACAGGAGGAAGUGCUUGCCAGGACAGGCCAAGAGAAAGAGGCCCUAGUGCGGGAGAGGGCAGCUCUAGAAGUGCGGCUGCAGGCUGUGGAGCGGGACCGCCAGGACCUUUCUGAACAACUUAUGGGGCUUAGCUCAGCCAAGGAGCAACUGGAGAACAGUCUGUUUGAGGCCCAACAACAAAAUUCUGUGAUAGAGGUCACCAAGGGGCAGCUGGAGGUCCAGAUUCAGACUAUCACUCAAGCCAAGGAAGUAAUCCAAGGGGAAGUGAGGUGUCUGAAGCUGGAACUGGAUUCUGAAAGGAGCCGGGCAGAGCAGGAGCAAGAUACGGCAGCCAGACAGCUGGCCCGGGCUGAGCAAGAGGGGCAAACCGCCCUGGAGCAGCAAAAGGUGGCCCAUGAGGAGGAGGUGAACCAACUCCUAGAGAAAUGGGAGAAAGAGCGUUCUCUCCACCAGCAGGAGCUGACAAAGGUCCUAGAGCGCCUAGAGAGGGAAAGAAUGGAGCUGGAAAUGAGGCUGAAGGAACAGCAAAUAGAAACCGAGGCCAUCCAGGCACAGAGGGAAGAGGAACGGACCCAGGCUGACAGCACCCUCUGCCAGAUGCAACUGGAAACGGAGAAGGAGAGAGUAUCCCUCUUGGAGACACUGCUGCAGACUCAGAAGGAGCUGGCAGAUGCCAGCCAACAGCUGGAACGGCUGAGGCAGGACAUGAAGGUUCAGAAGUUAAAGGAGCAGCAAACCACUGAAAUGCUGCAGACCCAGCUCCGGGAGGCUCAGCAGGAGCUGAAGGAGGCAGUACAGCAGCACAAAGAUGAUCUUGCUGCCCUCCAAGAAGAGGGUAGCACUUUGCUGCAGGACAAGAUAGACCUACAAAAGGAGGUAGAAGACUUGAAGUCUCAGCUGGUGGCCCAGGAUGACUCUUACAGGCUGGUGGAGCAAGAGGUUCAAGAGAAGCUGAAAGAAGCGCAGGAAUAUAGUCGAAUUCAGAAGGAACUAGAAAGAGAGAAAGCCAACCUAACUCUGUCACUGGUAGAAAAGGAACAGAGACUCAUUGUUUUACAAGAAGCUGACUGUGUUCAACAGCAAGAGCUGAACUCCUUGCGCCAAGAUAUGCAGAAGGCCCAGGAAGGGCAGAAAGAGCUCAGCGCCCAGGUGGAAUUGCUGAGGCAGGAGGUGAAGGAAAAAGAAGCUGACUUUAUGGCCCAGGAAGCACAGCUGCUGGAGGAGCUGGAAGCCUCUCGGAUCACAGAACAGCAACUUCGAGCUUCCUUGUGGGCCCAGGAGGCCAAAGCAGCCCAAAUGCAGCUGCGCCUGCGAAACACUGAGAGCCAGCUGGAGGCUCUGGUCACUGAGCAGCAGCCCGGGAACCAGGCCCAGGCCCAGUUGGCCAGCCUUUACUCUGUCCUGCAGCAGGCCUUUGGGUUUGUGUGUGAGAACAGGCCUGAGCUGAGGGGUGGGGGAGACUCUGCUCACUCCCUCUGGGACCCUGAGCCAGACCAGAAUGGAGCUAGGAGCCUUUUUAAGAGAGGGCCCCUCUUGACUGCUGUCUCAGUUGAGGCCAUAGCAUCUGCCCUCCACAAGCUUCACCAAGACCUGUGGAAGACUCAGCAGGCCUGUGAUGAUCUGAGGAACCAGGCCCAGAAGCUGACACAGUGUCUAACUGAUGUGGAGGCUGAGAAGAACCAGGUCCAGUCAGAGUUGCAGGACCUGCAGAGACAACUCUCCCAGAGCCAGGAAGAGAAAUCCAAGUGGGAAGGAAAACAGAACUCCCUGGAAUCUGAGCUGAGGAACCUGCAUGAGACUGUGGUGUCCUUACAAAGUCGCCUACGGCAGGCAGAACUGCAGAGAAUGGAAGCCCAGAGUGAACGAGAGUUACUUCAGGCAGCCAAGGAGGACCUAAUGGCUCAGGUAGAACACCUGCAAGCAUGUGUUACAGAAGCGAGGGCCCAGGCAAGUGCUGCUGGGGUUCUAGAAGAAGAUCUGCGAACAGCACGCUCAGCACUAAAACUGAAAAAUGAGGAGGUGGAAAGUGAGCGGGAGAGAGCCCAGGCUCUGCAAGAGCAGGGUGAGCUGAAGGUGGCCCAGGGGAAGGCUUUGCAGGAAAAUCUGGCUCUGCUGGCCCAGACCCUGUCUGAAAGAGAGGGGGAAGUAGAGACUUUGCAGGGAGAAAUCCAGGAACUAGAGAAGCAGCGGGAAAUGCAGAAGGCUGCUCUGGAACUGCUGUCUUUGGACCUGAAGAAGAGGAACCAAGAAGUUGAUCUGCAACAAGAACAGAUUCAGGAGCUAGAGAAGUGUAGGUCUGUCUUAGAGCACCUGCCCAUGGCUGUCCAGGAGCGAGAGCAGAAGCUGACUGUGCAACGAGAACAGAUCAAAGAGCUUGAGAAAGAUCGGGAGACUCAAAGGAAUGUCUUGGAGCAUCAGCUUCUGGAACUGGAGAAGAAGGCCCAAGUAAUUGAGUCCCAGAGAGCACAGAUUCAGGAUUUGAAAAAGCAAUUGGUGACUCUGGAAUGCCUAACCCUGGAGCUGGAGGAAAGCCAUCACAAGGUGGAGGACCAGCAGAAGGUGAUCGAGGAGCUGGAGGGCCAGAGAGAAAUGCAAAGGGUGGCUCUGACUCACCUCACACUGGAUCUGGAAGAAAGGAGCCAGGAGGUACAGGUGCAAAGCAGCCAGCUCCAUGAGUUGGAGAGCCACAGCACUGUUUUGUCAAGAGAGCUGCAGGAGAGGGAGCAGGAGGUGAAGUCCCAGCGCCAGCAGAUUGAGGAGCUACAGAGGCAGAAAGAGCAUCUGACUCAGAACCUGGAGCAGAAGGGCCAGGAACUGAUGCUCCAGAAAGAGAGGAUUCAGGGUCUGGAAGACCAAAGGACUCUGCAGACCAAGAUCUUAGAAGAGGACCUGGAGCAAAUCAAGCUGUCCUUGAGAGAGCAUGGCCGGGAUCUGGCCUCUCAAAGGCCAUUGAUGCAGGAGCAGACAGAGGAAGGGAAGAGUCCUAGAAAAGCACAGAGAGGAAAUCUAGAACACAUGAAGCUGAUCCUGCGUGAUAAGGAGAAGGAAGUAGAAUGCCAGCAGGAAUGCAUCCAGGAACUUCAGGAGCACAAGGACCAGCUGGAGCAGCAGCUCCAGGGUUUGCACAGGAAGGUGGGUGAGACCAACCUGCUCCUGACCCAGCGAGAGCAGGAAAUAGUGAUCCUGCAGCAGCACCUGCAGGAAGCCAAGGAACAAGGAGAGCUGAAAGAGCAGUUACUUCAGGGUCAGCUGGAAGAGGCCCAGAGAGCCCUGGCCCAAAGGGACCAGGAACUUGAGGCCUUGGAGCAAGAACAGCAACAAGCUCAGAUUCAGAAGGAGAGCAUGAAGGAAAAGGUAACCACACUCCAGUCAGCUCUGGAGCAGGCCCAUGUGACACUGAAAGAGCACCACCGAGAGCUUGAGGAGCACAAGGAGCUGGUACGAAGUCUCCAGGAAGAGCUGGAAGUGGAGGGACGGCAGGUGCAGGCCCUGGAGGAGGUGUUGGGAGACCUGAGGGCUGAGUUUCGGGAGCAGGAGAAGACUCUGCUGGCCCUUGAGCAGCAGUGUGCUGAGCAGGCACAGGAGCAUGAAGCAGAAGUCAGGACCCUGCAGGAAAGCUGGCUGCAGGCAGAUGCCAUGCUCAAGGAACGGGACCAGGAGUUGGAGGCUCUGCGGGCAGAAAGCCAGUCCUCUCAGCAUCAGGAGGAGGCUGCAUGGAGUCAGGCAGAGGUUCUGCAGGAGGCCCUCAGCAAGGUCCAGGCUGCCCUGCAGGAGAAAGAGCAAAGUCUCCUUGAGCAGAUUGAAUUGAGCCACAGUCUGGAGGCCAGUACUAACACCCUUCGAGCCACCCUGGAUGCCUGCCAGGCACAUGCCCGGCAGCUGGAGGAAGCCCUGAGGAUGCGUGAAAGUGAUAUCCAGGACCAGUAUCUCCAACACCAGGAGGACAUGCAGCAGCUCCAUCAGGCACUUGCCCAGAAGGAUGAAGAACUGAGGCAGCAAAAGGAACAGGGGCAACUGCUGGAGAAGUCUCUGGCUCAGAGGAGCCAAGAGAAUGCUAUCCAACAGAAGCAGAGUCAGGGACAAGAGAGAAAAGAGACCAGAAGCCUUUGUGAGAGUCUAAAGGAAUUACAGAUGACACUAUCCAAAAAGGAAGAGGAAAUCCUAGAACUGAGGGAGGCCCAGCAAAGGAAGAAUGUGGGAGCCUUUCCCCCUAGCUACAGAACCUCCCCAGUGGAGGAGUCAUCCUCAAAAUUAGAUUCUUUAGAGCCCACGCUGCAGCAGGACUUGGAGCGACUACAAGUAGCCCUGAGGCAGACAGAGGCCAGGGAGAUUGAGUGGAGGGAGAAGGCCCGGGACCUGUCACAGUCCCUGGCCCAGAGCAAGGCCAGCAUCAACAGUCUACAGGAGAUAGCCAUGUUCCUACAAGCCUCUGUCCUGGAGCGGGAAUCAGCACAGCAAAGGCUGCAGAAGGAGCUGGCACUUACCAGACAGGCUCUAGAGGAGGAGCGGCUAUGUAACUCACACUCAACCCACAGAGCGGAGCGGGGGCCCAGAGCAGAGCUGGGUGUACAGCCCAGAGAGGUUUCAGGAGUGGAAGCUGAGCCUAGUCCUGAUAUAGAGGAGAAGCAGCUGUUGAGACAAAGGCUUGAACACCUACAGCAAGCAGUGGCACGGCUGGAGAUUGACCAGAGCAGGCUACAAUGCCACAAUGUCCAGCUGCGGACCACCUUGGAGCAGGUGGAACGAGAGCGGAGGAAGCUGAAGCGGGAUUCCAUGCGUGCAUCCCGGGCAGGGACUCUGGAGAUCAGUGAAGCUAUGGCCUCAUCACCCACACAGCAGGAUGGAAAAGGACAGAGGGACUUCACAGAUGCCAAAUAUAUGGUUGAACUGCAGAAAGAGGUAGCCCUGCUGCGAGCCCAGCUGGCCUUGGAGCGGAAGCAGAGGCAGGACUACAUUGCUCGCUCAGUGCAGACCAGCCGUGAGCUAGCAGGCCUGCAUCACAGCCUGUCCCACUCUCUUCUCACAGUGGCCCAGGCCCCUGAGGCUACUGUCCUGGAGGCCGAGACCCGCAAGCUGGAUGAGUCCCUGACUCAAAGUCUGACAUCCCCUGGGCCACUCCUGCUACAACCCAGCUCCAGCACUACCCAAACCACCCCCAGGUAGCAGCCACAACAAAAGCAGAAUACAGGCCAACCUGGUAGCAUACGACAGACCGAUGACUGUAGAGGGGGUCAUGGCCCCUCCAUAUAGCUACAGGUUUGCCAAAGGGAAGGUGUGGCUCUGUUAUCUAAUCUGGGUGCUCCAGGUUGGCUGACAUUCCCAGAAGAGGACAGAAACAUGCAAGGCUUGAGAACCACAGCUCGUGUGGGAAUGAGGCAAGUCACAUCUGCCUGCAAACCUACAGUGCCCAGAGUGUCUUCCCCUGGUUGAGGGCCACCUGCUGUCUAGGCCUGGAGACUCCAGCAACACCACAGUAUGUAGGUGUUGUGAUCAGGUCAUGAACAUUCUGGGAACAUCAAGUACAGGGAGGUUCCGUCGUCCUCUUGUUUACAAUGUAUUUUCAUAGCACCUCACCUUCUCCCUUACCUUCCCCUUCAACAGUAAACCCAGGGUCUUUGCAUUAGUCGUUGGCUGCUGUCUUUGUGUAGCAGGGUAGCAGCAGUACAUCAAAAGAAUUAAAGAGCAAUUUGCUAAUUCAGGAAUUUGCUGAUUCCUGUCAGACAGCCUGAAAGCCACUUGAGGAUACCAGAUUAACACAUUAAUGAUUUGGAGACAGUUCUGUGUACUGACUAGAAGUACUACAGAAAUUCCAGGGACUGAGAAAGGGAGGUAUGCCCUGGGCCUUGAGGGAUGGGGAGUUAGGGGUGCUUCUAAGCACACUGAUGGGAAGACUGGUCUGGCUGUGGCAGAGGAUGGGACUGAGGCUAGGAAGGGGUGGAUUAUGGAGUGCCUCUAGUUCUAAUUCAUAGACAGUGAGGAACCACCAAAUGCCUUUGACUUAGAUCUUAAAAAUACUUUAUUGAGGGCUGGGCCAUGGCUCAAGUGGUAGAGUACCUGCCUAGCAAGCACAAAGUCCUAAGUUCAAACCCCAGUACUGCCAAAAAACAAAAACAAAAAUUACUGAGUCAGUUGAUCUUUGACUGAAGUCAAAGUCUGGCCUCAUUCCCCUUGACACAUGGUUUUCUGCAUGGAUGCUUUAGAGGUGUCCUUUUCUGUGCUCCUCAACUGAAACUGCUUCUGAUCCCCUUUGUCUAUGUAUCAAGCCAGUCAGGAGGAUGGGCUAUGGUAGAAAUUGUCACUUUUGACCUGGGCCUGGCGGAGCAGUCUGGAUUGAACCCAGCUCACAGGUCUAAGACCCCAAACUGACCUCUUUUGGUUUUCUUAGCUCUUUGCUACCAAUGCCACCAGCUAUUUAGAUGCCUUCAUAAGAACUGAAACUUAGCUCAGGUAUGGGGCGGGGGGAGUGGCGAGACAGGUCAUAGGACUUGGAGGUAAAAUAAUGAGUGGGCCAGGGAUCAGAGGAGGUCUCAAGUUUCCUCGAAGCCUGAAAAUACUUUUCUUCUACUUCCUUUUCCUCAUCCUCUGCCUCCUCACCCUCCUUAUUAUCCUCUCCUUUUUUUGUGGUGCUGGGAAUGGAACCCAGAGCCUUCCACAUGCUAGGCAGGCACUGUACCACUGAACCACAUCCCCAGCCCCCAGGUAGAUUCCGUGUUCUUGUGUUGACUCUGGGGGCUCCUGCCUCCAUUCUUUUAAUGAUCCUCCAUAUUUUUAUUUUUAUUUUUUCCCAGCAUUGGGGUUUGAACUCAGGACCUCAUGCUUGCUAGGCAAAUGCUCUUAACCCUUGAGCCACUCCACCAGCCCUACCCUCCAUGUUUUCUGUGUUGGAACAACAGUCCUCAUGCCACAACCUAGUCACCUGUGCUCUCUGCUUCCCCACAUGGAAUCUUCCCCACACAGGAUCUUGAAGGCAGAAAAGCUGCCUGGCAUGAGUGUACCCUCUAGAGAAGGAGAAGCUGCUGAUGUCUGUUAGGGUGAGGGAAAUGGCCAUUUUAUAUCAAGAAGCCAAGAGCUAUUUGCUCUGGGCCGAGCGCCCUUCUUUUCUUACAGACUGAUGAAACCACUGCAGUCCAUACUGGAUCUGGAGGCUUCAGUGACACCACAGCAUGUGGCUGUGCUCUGGAUGCUCUAAGUGCAGGGAGGUUCGGUUGCCCACAUCAUUCUCUAGACCCAAAAGUGGGCCCUGGUUCAUUCUGCAGAGACAGGAAAGCAACUCAGGAAGGCACUGGGGCUCAUGGCCCAGCACUGCUCCCUGCCCUCACCUCCUGCCCCACCUGAGCAUAGUGUGGUGCUCAUUGAUGAUUAUCCCUCAUUCCAAAUACUUGAGAUCUGCAAGUUGCCACCACCACACAGGACUGGCAUGGGCAGGUAUCAGGAUCUGGCUGUGGUCUUGGGAUGAGUUGAAAUUGUUCUGCUUGGCCAGCUGGAGUUGAAUUAGGUUUCCUGGGUUUGGUGCCUAAGGAGAAGAGUGUGAUUACUCACUCAUGGGUCCAACAGAGACAAGGGACUAGACCCCAAUGGAGAGUGUGACCCAGCAGAGAAAGGAGUCAAGGGAAGAAUGCAGCCCAGAGCCCAAGACUGACCCUACACCAGCCGCUGGAGACAGGAUGGCCUCCAGUUCUAUUAAAAGUUCUGGGACCAUAUGAAGUGCAGAACAAACCAGGCCCCUGCUGGUGGAAGCAGGCUUUGCAGAUGUGGUGCCUGCUGGGUUGAGGAGUCGCACGCAGAUCUUCUGCAGCUCUGGGCUAGCGGCAGGACUUUCAGAAGUUCUCCUGGUUAGCUUAGUUUGACAUGGGGAUAGAUAACAUCUCCAGCUGCCCCCCUAUAAUACCUCAUGUCCUGCCUCCUGACCCAUUACUCCGAAGAUCAGGGACAGAGGUGCUGUGGACAGGAGCAGUAGGGAGAAAGAACUAGGGAUGCCUGUGUGCUCCACGCAGUGAACCCUCUCCACAUGACCAUGAGCAUGGUGAAGGCAGGAAGAAGGAAGAACCAAAGCACUGGGUCUCAGAGCCUCAGAGCCCUGGAUUUAUUCCUUCUUGCUGAGGCCAAGAUUUGCCUAGACACUUGAUGGAGAUGAAGAUGAGAGGUGAGCCUUCUCUGGACUAUGCUCCUGCUCCCACAGGUGUCACUUAGCUCAUUUACCUCAGCCUGGUCCCAUUAUGGACUCUUUUUUUUUUUUUUCUUACCCCUUGGCUGCCAAUGUCACCAGCUCUUUAAAUGCCUUCAUAUGAUCUGAAGCUCAACUCAAAUGGGAAGGCUUGGAGGUAAAAUGUAAGUGAGCCAGGAGUCAGAGAAGCGAGUCUGUAAGGCUGGGAAAGUGAAUCAGAGUGAAUGACUGCCCAAUAGAGAAGCCUGGUGGAUGAGCCAGGCUGGUGCCAGCCACUAUCCCUAAUCUAUCUUUUCAUUCAUUUGGCAAAUACUCCUUAAAUUUCUGUCACAAAGCUCCACAAUGGUGCUGACUCCAGGAGAGAGACCCAGGACACAGAUAAACACUGACAUCAUGACCCAGAUACCCAGAAGUGACUCUGGCUGCUCCUGAUGAGGCCAGGGAAAUAGUCAUAGAACAUUUUGGAGGAAGAAAGGGCUGAGGGCCAUCCACAGUGUUUGUCUAGAGCUAACUGGAUGCUCUGGAUGUAUGGAUUCAAGGGGUCCAUCUGCAGGUCCAGGAGCAGUGGCAGGCUGUCAAAGUGUAUCAGCUAGCCCAGUCAGAGCAGAACUUUCUGAUCAAAAUGCAGAAUCAACCACAGGUAAACAUCAAGGCACACCACAAGCCUCAAAGCCCCCAUUAAAGCUACAUUCUUGUUCCGUGGUCCAAGGUACACAGUAAGUGGCAGGCUGAGUGGGAUGCCAGACACUGGGAAAAGUGGGCAGCUAUGGUCAUAGACUCGACCAACGUCUCACGGCCCUGUGUGCCUCCAUUCCUCCAGCCUUUCACAAACAUCUUCCAGUACUUCACCUCUUGCCCCCCUCUCCACCUGUUAAAUCUUAAAGGGUGCUUAUCUGGAGGGGAAGAGGUGAUGUUUGGUCUGUCGUGUGGCCUCCCUGGAUAAUGGCCAAUAAAGUCCUUCAUGCCAGACCAGUUCUAUCAGGUACUUCAUUACUGAAGUCACAUUGUGGUUCCUGAAUGUAGACUGUCAUAAGAGAAGCUUUACUUUGUCACUUAGCCCAGAGCACAGCUGAUGAAAGAGGGCUUGGAAGUCAAGUGGUGGAGACAGGAAUGAAAACAGGUGAGAACAGGAGCUGAGGCUAGUGUGCCUCUCUGAGGGGUGCCAUGUAGUCCCAGUGAGGGUUGUCAAGCAGGAAGCAGAGGGGGAAAGGAAAAGCCUUUUGGUCCCUUUCAGGAAAAGAAUCCAUAGGAAAACACUAAUGUGGUUCAAAAUUAAUUCCCAGCCAUCCAAACCAUUUUCUUUGGUAGAUUUUCUUGGCAUUUAUUUUAAAUGAAGCAAUUGCAAUGCAUAUGGCUAAAAAAUUAAAUAGCAAAGAAAGCAGCAGUUUCUCACCCCAUUCUUCUCUAACAUCUCCCCAGAAGCAAACCAAUUUUUCUGGUGAUUAACUUUAUUAGUCUAAGUAAUAAAUUUAAGAUGCCGUAUGGGUUCAGUAUCUGGAAAAAGAGGCAGCACUGCUCACACUUCAGUUCUGGCUCUGAGCUUCCUCUAUACUUCUAGACCCCCGUGAACCAUCUCUUGGGAAGGUAGGUAAAUGUGUCUGCAGUUUUAGGAGGGGUGUUUGUAUUUUGUUUAGUUGUGUGUAGUUGUUAGGCAGCCACCUGGAUAGAAUGGAGGGGAUAUUGUUUUAGAUACCCAACAACUGAAACUCUCAUUAACUGAGGCUGUGUAGUUUGCUUUGAACUAGUUUCUACCAAAAAGACAGAAUAAAUGAUCCCUCCACCCACACACUUCUUUACCAAUUUUCAGAGUAAGGGGUUGAUAUAAUCACCUCCAACAAAUUGUUUUUCUCUUUGAUUGCGUUAUGGACUCGAGGUUAUAUCCACAGUGACUGAAUCAUGAUAGUGCUUUUUAUUUUUAUACAGUUUUUAUUUUGUUUUAUUUUUGGCAGCCUUGGGGUUUGAAUCAAGAACUUCAGAACUUCAUGCUCAUACCACUUGAGCUAUUCUGCCAGCCAUUUUUAUUUUUAUUAUUAGUAAUACUAGGUAUUGAACUCAGGGCUUGGUGCUUACUAGACAAGCACUCU
Castor canadensis (American beaver) is the source of this 12891-nucleotide messenger RNA. The record is from RefSeq and is a predicted model, not a curated record. NCBI's taxonomy places the organism in Eukaryota, Metazoa, Chordata, Mammalia, Rodentia, Castoridae.